Myotis myotis is the source of this 4554-nucleotide messenger RNA. RefSeq names its product DiGeorge syndrome critical region gene 2 (gene DGCR2). Gene Ontology annotation, cellular component: membrane. Lineage: Eukaryota; Metazoa; Chordata; Mammalia; Chiroptera; Vespertilionidae. The coding region runs from base 268 to 1980 and encodes 570 amino acids. The record is from RefSeq and is a predicted model, not a curated record. The transcript has 10 exons. Gene Ontology annotation, molecular function: protein binding.
GCGGUGGCCUUUGGGUCCACGACUGUGGAGCCACUACCUGCUUUGAGGUCGCUGGAAGCGAGAGAUGGAGUUCUUUCGCCGAGGAGCUGCGCCCUCGUUUCUGGUCCAGCGGCUGGAGCUAGGCUGGGGUUAGGUCGAGAGGGCAGCUCGUGGAGGCACCUAGUUCCCGUUGCUUCCUCCCAGCAGUGGGUUGAUGCCAGCGUCUCAGUCCUGGAAACCCCGCGGCUGGAGAGCAGUAGCCGUGUCGCUCAUGGUCACUCGGUGACAAUGAGAAGGACUCAGCCCAGAGACUGGACCCGAGGAGGUGCUAGGAGGCCGCCCAGCAUCGCGCGGGUCUGUCCUGGGGCCGAGACGGACGCGCCGCCCCGCAGGUGUGUCGCAGUCCAGGGAGCCCGGACAGUGGCAGAGCUGCGGUGCAACCCUGGGCAGUUUGCCUGUCGCAGUGGUACCAUCCAGUGCAUCCCUCUCCCCUGGCAGUGUGACGGCUGGGUGACUUGUGAGGAUGAGAGCGACGAAGCCAAUUGUCCAGAAGUGACUGGGGAUUCUCGAUCUUACCAUGGGAAGGAAGCUGUGGAUCCGAGGCAGGGGCGGGCCCGAGGUGGCGACCCCACGCAUUUCCACGCAGUGAAUGUGGCGCAGCCUGUUCGCUUCAGCAGUUUCCUAGGGAAGUGUCCGACAGGGUGGCACCACUAUGAAGGCACGGCCAGCUGCUACAGGGUCUACCUGAGUGGAGAGAACUACUGGGACGCUGCACAGACCUGCCAACGCGUCAAUGGCUCCCUUGCCACCUUCUCCACCGACCAGGAGCUGCGUUUUGUCCUGGCCCAAGAAUGGGACCAGCCAGAGCGGAGUUUCGCUUGGCAGGACCAGCACAAGUUGUGGGUUGGCUACCAGUAUGUCGUCACCAGCCGGAACAGCUCCUUAGAAGGCCACUGGGAGGUAGCAUUCAAAGGUUCCUCAGAGGUUUUCCUGCCCCCAGACCCCAUCUUCGCCUCGGCCAUGUCUGAAAGUGACAAUGUGUUCUGCGCCCAGCUGCAAUGCUUCCACUUCCCCACUCUCCGCAACCAUGACCUGCACAGCUGGCAUGCGGAGAACUGCUAUGAGAAGUCUUCGUUUCUCUGUAAAAGAAGUCAGACAUGUGUUGACAUCAAGGACAAUGUGGUGGAUGAAGGGCUCUACUUCACCCCCAAAGGAGAUGACCCGUGCCUGAGCUGCACCUGCCAUGGAGGGGAGCCAGAGAUGUGCGUGGCUGCCCUCUGCGAACGGCCCCAGGGCUGUCAGCAGUACCGCAAGGACCCCAAGGAGUGCUGCAAGUUCAUGUGUCUGGACCCAGAUGGGAAUAGCCUGUUCGACUCCAUGGCCAGUGGGAUGCGUCUCAUUGUUAGCUGUAUCUCCUCCUUUCUCAUCCUGUCCCUGCUGCUUUUCAUGGUCCACCGGCUACGCCAGAGGCGCCGGGAGCGCAUUGAGUCCCUGAUUGGAGCAAACCUACACCACUUCAACCUUGGCCGGAGGAUCCCCGGCUUUGAUUAUGGCCCAGACGGGUUCGGCACAGGCCUCACGCCGCUACAUCUUUCUGAUGAUGGAGAAGGAGGGACUUUCCACUUCCAUGAUCCUCCGCCCCCCUACACUGCGUACAAGUACCCAGACAUUGACCAGCCUGAUGACCCACCGCCACCCUAUGAGGCCUCCAUCAACCCUGACAGCGUGUUCUACGACCCUGCAGAUGACGAUGCUUUCGAGCCAGCAGAGGCCAGCCCGCCAACCCCAGGGGAUGGUGACAGUGAAGGUGCGUCACCCCGGUGCCUGGAGCAGCCUCUACCCUCUGCAGGGGUCACCCUGGCAGACCUGGAAGACUCAGCUGACAGCAGCAGCAUUCUGCUCGUACCCCCCGACCCUGCCCGGAGUGGGACGCCCCCAGCCACAGAGGCACUGCCAGGAGUUGGCCGCCACAGCCGCAGUUCCCUCAAUACCGUGGUGUAGCGGAUGCCCAGCCCAUGGCCCCAAGGGGCAUGGAGCACCUGUUUGCUGUCAAGGAAACUCUGAUUCCCGUGGAGACUUGAAGGGCCCUAUGUGAGCCUGGACUCGGCUGCACUGCUGCACACACUCCCCUGUAGGUGUGCCCGUGCUUGUAGAGACUGCGCCAGCCUCCCAAGGGAGCGAGCACCUGCACCGAGUCUCCUUGAGGGCUUCAAACACAUGCAUAGCUUUGGGUCACUGUCUUUUUCUUUUCAAAUGACAGAAGAAUGGCAGUUUGUUCAUGCCACACGUUUCAGAAGUAGGGAACAAAGAAGGUACUGCGGGCCUGGGUGGAGGCCAGACCACACCAGACUGGUGGGCUUGCUCGUGGCAGCACGUUGUUCAGAGGAGCAUGCUGCCCAGCCACCAAGCCCCAGAGCUGCCACAGUGUGCCUCGCUGGCCGCUGCCCAGGAAGCACUUCCGGCACCAGUGUUUGUGGACUGUCAGGAUUGUCUGGGCAGUGAGUCUGCUUCCGGGCAGACAGCCUUGAGAGUUGCUCCAAUGGCUGCUCUGAUGAUGGCCCCUCACAGGUCUAGCUUGAACAUCGAGGGUGACCCUGUCUUAGCUCUGGUGCCCAAACCCUAAGAAGGGGAGCUUGGAAGGAGGUUGAACUCCACUCUGUCUUUCCAGCAGGGCUCUGCAAAGCCCAGUUCUGUGCCAGAAAUCCCUAUCCCUAGUCUGUUGGAUUUCUCCCUAACAUUACCGUGCAUGGCCCCCCAGGAGGCAGCUCUGGAGCUGGGCUGAGGCCCUUAGCCAUGUAUGAGUGUCCUGGCCCUGGACCCUUCACUGGGCUUGAGGGCUAAGCCAGCUCCUGUUACCCUUUGGAGCCCCCUCCUAUUGAAUUUGCCCCUGGACCUGGCCUGCCCCACUCCCCUCUUUUGUGCCAUAAAGGUUUAUUUGGGGGGAGGGGUGGCUGAAAUUAACAUCCUGGGCUGUGUCCACCUCCUGAAAGUCAGUCCACUUCUUGCACAUCACCACCACCACUAGAGCUGAGUGCCUGGUGGCUGCAUGCCACCUUCCUGUCCUUAGCACAGGGUGCUGGGUGCCCUGCUCAGGGGCCUUUUGACUGAGGGACCCUGUUGCCUACUCCUGAGCAGUGGUCUUGUCUCCUGACACCAGGCUUUUAGCAUUUCUGAGGUUUGGAGAUUAAGCGGGUUCUGUGCGAUUUUUUAGCACAUCCAUAUCUUUUCUACGUUGAAUGUCUAGAUCUUUUGUGUGUGUGUGUGUGUGUGUGUGUGUGUGUGUGUGUGUGUGUGUACGUAUAUGUCCAAGUGUUUGCAGGUGAUGAUGGUACACAGGAACUCCAUCUUCAAUUUCCUGGGCCAACAUGGCCCCUUGGGUGGCACUGAGGCAUGGCCAGGUCUGUGCCUCUUCCGAGGCAGGUUCUCAUGCUCAUCUUCCUAACCCAGCCAUCCAGCUCCUGGUCCUCCCCUAAGCCUUUCUGUACCAGCCUGCAGCAGGGAGAGCUGGCUUUCAGUGGGAGCUUCCAUGGUGGUCUGACGACAGACCUCACAGGCUCAGCCCAGUUCUAGGCACAUUUUCAUACUUUGGUUGGAAACCAGUUUUGUUCUUGAGUUGUCCCACAGGGCUGACCAGAGAUGUGAGUUUUGUCACUGAACUGCCUGUCCUUGGGCUCGGCCCGCAGAAGCCAGAGUGGGUGCUCCCCUUGCCAGAGGGCUGCUACUUGGAGAAGGGCAUCCUGGGCACAUGUGCCCAUGCUGGCUCCUGAAAACAAAGCAGGAAGUGGGUGGUGCCUCCAACGUGUGCUGGACACAGGGCUUCCAAUUUCCAGAGCAGCAGUCACAGCCUUGUGGGUUAGGGUCCUGAGUGGGCCUACUUUGAAAUGACCACCCCAAUGGAAUCCUGUAGGGUCUGGCCCCCACAACACCGGUCCCCUUAUUCCAGUGUCUCUGGCCCAGGCUUCAGCUGUGUGUACAGGGCAGUGGCUGGCACUAGAUGUGUGGGACUGGGGAACUUGCGGACUGAAAGAUUGCUGGGGACUGGCAUGCAGGAGGUACUAAGGGGAGGGCCCUGAAUCAGAUCAUGGGGCUGCAGAGGGUGGGCCCAGAGUGUUCAGCCUACUGGCAUUCUUGGUCUGGGCAGAAGGCUGCCCACUGAGUCUCCCAGAGCUGAGCUCUGCUUGAAGGUGGUUGUGAGGGCAUCGGGGAAAGCUGUGGUCUGUCUGGCUGACCUUGGCCUCCUGUCCAGUCACCACCCUUUGUAAGAUCUGAUUGUGCUCUAGGUCCAACCCUGGCUGAGACUGUUGUGUUCCUGUGAGAGGACUCCCCACCUGAUGCACACUGGGCCUCCAGAGGGACAGGCUAAGGUCUCGGGAGGGCCUCCUCCCCAAGGACCUGACCUGCCUAUGGAGGUGGGAGUUGAAUCUGUACAUUGUCUCAAUGCCUGUUUUUUAUGUUUUCCUUUCACUAAGGGUUUUUAGUUUGGGUUUAUUUUUGGUUAUGUUGGCACUAAUCCUUAAGAUGCUGUGAGAACCAUUUCAUCCAAAUGCCAAAUAAAUUUGUGUUCUGGAAGAGGCA